This is a messenger RNA of Nicotiana attenuata, 2198 nucleotides long. Its product is annotated as protein DETOXIFICATION 33-like. Gene Ontology annotation, cellular component: membrane. Gene Ontology annotation, biological process: xenobiotic detoxification by transmembrane export across the plasma membrane. The record is from RefSeq and is a predicted model, not a curated record. The coding region runs from base 115 to 1617 and encodes 500 amino acids. Lineage: Eukaryota; Viridiplantae; Streptophyta; Magnoliopsida; Solanales; Solanaceae. Gene Ontology annotation, molecular function: antiporter activity; xenobiotic transmembrane transporter activity. The transcript is spliced from 7 exons.
UAUUGUAGUUGAAUUUAACUAACAAAAAAACAAAUAAAUGUAACAACAGCCAACAGAAGAAAAUCAAGAAAUCAGAGGAAAAAACAGAGGAUUUUGUAGACAGAUUAAUUUACAAUGGCAGUAGAACCAGUGGGAGUUCUUGAAAUGGAAAGGAAAUUUCAAGCUGAUGAUUGUGAUGAUGCAAAGAAAAUGAGCAAAAAGAGCUUUAAUGAAUCCAAGAAGUUAUGGGAAAUAGCUGCUCCUGCUAUUAUCACAGCAGUUUCUCAGUUUUCCAUUGGCUUUGUCAGCGUUGCAUUCGUCGGACAUCUUGGUUCUCUAGAGUUAGCUGCCAUCUCUGUUGUUCAGAAUGUUGUUGAAGGCUUUGUCUAUGGAGUUAUGCUAGGGAUGGGAAGUGCACUUGAGACACUUUGUGGACAAGCUGUUGGAGCAGAACGAUUCGAUAUGCUUGGAAUUUAUUUGCAAAGAUCAUGUGUUAUUACUCUAGUGACAUCUUUAUUUUUGACACCAUUUUAUGUAUUCACAUCACCAAUAUUGAUGCUGUUACACCAAGAUAAGCGUAUUGCAGAAAUUGCAGGAAAAUAUGCAAUUUGGGUGAUUCCUCAACUCUAUGCUUAUGCAUUGAACUUUCCUGUUCAAAAAUUCCUCCAAGCACAAAGCAAAAUAUGGGUUAUGACAAUAAUCAAUGUAGUCGUAUUGGCAUUUCAUAUUGUAUUGAAUUGGGUUUUGGUGACAAAGCUCGGGCAUGGACUUCUUGGUGCUGCAAUGGCAGGGAAUAUAUCGUGGUGGCUCGUGGUUUUAGCUCAGAACAUCUAUGUUAUUUCUGGUUUUUUCCCUGAAUCAUGGACUGGAUUUUCCAUAUUAGCUUUUAAAUCUCUCUGGAAUUUUGUCAAACUGUCACUUGCAUCAGCUGUCAUGUUAUGCCUGGAGCUUUGGUAUUUUACUGUGGUGAUUCUUAUGGUUGGCUGGUUAAAAAAUCCAGAAAUUAAAGUAGAUGCUGUAUCAACCAGUUUGGACUUGCAACUUUGGGUACUAAUGAUCACUCUAGGUUUCAAUGCUGCAAUCAGUGUACGUGUUUCGAAUGAACUGGGAGCUGGUCGUCCAAAAGCUGCAAAAUUCUCAGUAGUGAUUGCUGUAAUUACAUCAACUAUUGUUGGAGUUGUAUUUACAGUUGCAGUAAUUGCUACUAAAAAUUAUUACCCGAGAAUGUUUUCUGAUAAACUAGAAGUCCUACAUGAGACAUCCAAAUUGUCAUAUUUCUUGGCUGCUACUAUUUUCCUAAUGAGCAUUCAACCUAUACUUCAUGGUGUAGCAGUUGGAGCUGGAUGGCAAUAUUCAGUCGCGAUUAUAAACGUCGUUUGUUACUAUAUAAUUGGUCUUCCUUUGGGUGCUUGCCUUGGUUACAUUGCAAACAUUGGUGUUAAUGGAAUAUGGACAGGAAUGCUCGUUGGUACCUUGCUUCAAACAAUAGUUUUGAUGCAUAAAAUGUGGAAAGUUAAUUGGCGAAAAGAGGCAAUAUAUGCUGAAGAGCGUAUCAGAACAUAUGGCGACCAGCCUUCUCAAGAUGGUAUUGAACAAACUGGAUCGCGUGCUACCUCGUCUCUGCCAGUAGUAACAUGAGAGAAGAGGAAAUGGGAUUAAACACAGACCAUUAAAAUAGAGCAUACAAGAAUUGGAUAGGUAUAGUAUAGUAAAACUGGUUCGCCUCGCGGAAAAUUUUUGAGUUAGAUUUGGUCAGGACUGCAAUAAAAGGUCAAAAUCGACCUGAUUGCAAGCCUUAUAGGUUCAUACCUAUUAUUGGUGUUCAGUGGUGAAGUUAGAAAAUUCAAUAAGGGUGUUCAAAUUUCAAAUAUCUUUUGCAAGGGUGUUCAAGGUCUAUUUUAUUAAUUAAUAACAAGUAAUAUUUUAUCGACGAAGGGUGUUCAGUUGAUUAUUCUUGGCCACACAUAGCUUCGCCCCUGCUGGUGUUUACCAACGCGACGAAUGCUGCAUUGUAUGGAGAUGCUAACCAUGAAAAUAUGAAAAGAACUGUUUUGUUGCUGUUGCCACUAGAGAGAAAAUGUUCACUAAGUAGAUUUAGACAGUCAAAUUGUAUUACUCUUUCUAAAUAAAUAGUGCUGCUGCUGCCAAUCUUACACAUUUUGUCUGUACAAAGAGCUUACUAAGAAAUGGUGAUCUGAUGCAUUUUGUUUUUCAUCUGA